Molecule: messenger RNA, 1102 nt
Organism: Saccostrea cuccullata (small rock oyster)
Lineage: Eukaryota; Metazoa; Mollusca; Bivalvia; Ostreida; Ostreidae
Product: ubiquitin carboxyl-terminal hydrolase 15-like
Exons: 7
Coding region: 143-1102 (319 amino acids)
Biological process (GO): protein deubiquitination
Molecular function (GO): cysteine-type deubiquitinase activity
Source: RefSeq, a predicted model, not a curated record
AGUAUAAAUAAAUUCUCCUAGGUAUCUUAUUGAUGCAAAAUGGUUCAAACAGUGGAAAAAGUAUGUAGGCUAUGAUCAGUGGGACCUAAGUAGUGUUGGAGAGCAGGGUGCCUACCCAGGGCCAGUUGACAAUUCACCUCUAAUGAAAGAAGGCACACAGGAAUUAAAAGACCAUUUAAUUGAUGAACUUGAUUAUAUUUUAAUACCUAAAGAAGGCUGGGAGAAAAUUAUCCAGUGGUAUGGACUAACUCAGGGCCAGGUUCCAGUUGCAAGGAAAGUGAUUGAACAAGGAAUGUUUGUCAAGCACUGUAAAGUAGAAGUUUAUCUUUUGGAUUUGAAACUUUGUGAAAAUUCAAAUAUAGCAGACAGUUAUUCCAUGAGUUUCAGUAGAUGUGACACUGUAGGUGAUGUUGAAAAGGUGAUUAGAAAAAAAUUCAACAUAUCAGAAAAUAAAGAAGUUCGACUCUGGAACAAAUAUAUGAGUAAUACAUAUGAACACCUCAGUAAACAAGAACAGACUCUGCAGGAAGCUGGACUGUACGCUGGACAAGUUAUUGUUGUAGAGCAAAAGAAUGAGGAUGGUUCAUGGCCAAGACAGACCAAAAGAACAGAAACAGAUUGCAGUCAUAACAAAACCUCAUUCAACAGCUACUCGACUAAUGAACAUGAUUCUGGAAGAGGAACUGUUGCUCCUGGACUGUGUGGAUUGGCAAAUUUAGGAAAUACAUGUUUCAUGAACUCUGCAAUACAGUGUAUGUCAAAUGUGCCAAAGCUGACAAAUUAUCUACUUGGAGACAGAUGGAAGGAUGAAAUUAAUGAAGAAAAUCCUUUAGGAAUGGGAGGUGAAAUUGCUACAUCUUAUGCUGAUUUAAUUAAGACAAUGUGGUCUGGAAGAUACAGCUAUACAGUACCAAGGAACUUCAAAAUACAAGUCGGAAAAUUUGCUCCCCAGUUUUCUGGAUACCAGCAACAAGAUUCACAGGAACUACUUGCUUUUCUGCUUGAUGGAUUACAUGAAGAUUUAAAUAGAAUUAAGAAAAAACCAUACAUUGAAUGUCAGGAUACAGACAACCGCUCUGAUGAAGUAAGAGGCUUUAAAUAA